AUGUUGCCUCAAAACAAGGACCAGGUGCUGCUACAGAACACAGUAUCCCCUGGGCACCCUCCUCUGCGCCCCUCGCCUCUUGUGGACUCACCACCCAGCAACCUACAACCUCUGUCUCCCCAGCCACCACCCUCUCCCUCCCACCCCCCUUACUCCCCUCCCCCACAGUCCCACUCUCCUGGCUCCCAUUUCUAUUCUUCUGACUCCAAUUCUGACUUUAUCCUACACCCUUACUCUUCCUCUCUCCCAAGCUCCCCCAGUUUCUUUCAUCAGAAUUACCUCUCUCUCUCCUUCCCACCCUCUUCCUCUGCCUCCCACCAGCUAUAUCCCUCCCCUGCUCUCACUCAUUCCUCCUCCCCCUCUCAGCUGUGGAACACCUCUCUUCCCCAGUCUCAUUGCCAGUCGGCUUCCCACUCAGGAGACUACCCUAGCUCCUCUGUCACUUCCCGGACCCCCAGCCUACCUUCUGGUGGGGUCCACUUGAAUAGGCAGACAUGGCCCUGGCAUCAGUACGGGGACACCGGGCCCCCUGGGGCAGUGGGGGAAUGUGUAGCAAGCGAGAGGGACCCUGCAGAGUUCAGGGACCCAGGGGCCCUGGCCCAGGCCCUGGUGGUCCAUCUGGGGCACCGCCGCAUUGCACACGACCUGCAGCUACUGCUUCUGCAGCGCCUGUGGCUAGGCAAAACUGGCCAGGCCCCAGUUGUAGAAUAUCCUAUAUGCCUGGUGUGUCUCAAGCCCCGCAGCCCUUCUUGCCCCAUCCCGAGGUACAGGACUGGACCCCGGCUGCUUGCCUUUCCCCAGCUACUGCCCUGUGCACAGGGCCAGGAAUCCGGACCACUCCGCAUAGGCAUUGGUUUUGGCCUCCGCCUGUCUCGGGGCCAGGCCAGGGCCUUGCAUCUGUUGCCAGAAAGAAGGCCAGAGGAAGCAAGGCCUCAGGGCGAGGCCACUCAGGCCCAUGGAUAUCAAACUCGGGCAUCCCAGGCUCCAGCAGCUCAAGCACCAGUGGCUCGGGCUCGGGCACGGGCAGAUCCAGCCCCUGGCACACAGUCCCAGACCGAGAGCCUCAGAUCUACAGGCCCUCGAUUUCCAAACUCUACAUGCUUUUCAGGGACUCUACCUCAGGCACCCAAACAGGCCAUUGUCUCCCUGAAGCGCAGGCCUUCCUCUGCCCCCAAGAGGCCUGCCUCUCCAGAACCCAUUCUCCAAAAGUCACCACCCUAGUUCCAGAGCCUAGGAGGCUACCUGGAGCACCUCCUCUGAACCCUGCUGCCCCUACCCGGCCCAAGAUCUCAGGGAGCC
This is a messenger RNA of Nyctereutes procyonoides (raccoon dog), 1299 nucleotides long. RefSeq names its product proline rich 30 (gene PRR30). The coding region runs from base 1 to 1221 and encodes 406 amino acids. The record is from RefSeq and is a predicted model, not a curated record. The transcript has a single exon. Lineage: Eukaryota; Metazoa; Chordata; Mammalia; Carnivora; Canidae.